CCCACCACAUCUAUACAUUCCACAAUGUCUACGCAGAAAGCAGCAGUCCACGUCUCUCAGGGCGUCUCUGAACUUCGCGAUGACGUCCCUCUUCCCAAGCUCCCAGCCGACAACUGGCUUCUCGUCCAGACCAAGGCCGUUGCGUUGAACCCGACUGACUGGAAGAACAUUGAGAGAGCGCCUGCACCCGGCGCCAUUGUAGGAUGCGACUAUGCAGGUACCGUGGAAGAGGUCGGCAAGGCCGUUACAAACUAUAAAGUCGGGGACCGUAUUGCUGGGUUCGUGCGUGGAGGCGAUCCGGCAGAUCAUUCCAACGGUGCCUUUGCUGAGCACAUCAAGGCCAAGGACGGCGUAAACAUGAAGAUUCCCGCUAGCAUGUCUUUUGAAGACGCAGCGACGCUGGGUGUCGGCGUGACUACCGUGGGCCAGGGCCUCUACCAGGAACUCGGCUUGCCCCUACCGCCUGCUAAAGUGGAAGAACAGACACUCGUUUUGAUCUACGGAGGAUCCACGGCAACAGGUACACUCGCAAUCCAGUAUGCGAAGUUGUCUGGCUGCGAGGUCGUUGCCACGGCAUCACCCCAUAACUUUGAGCUUUUGCGGCGUUUGGGCGCCGACCACGUCUUUGACUACAAGGAGCCUGAUGUCGGGGCCAAAAUCCGCGAGGCAACGGGUGACAAGCUGAAAUUGGCAUUUGAUUGUAUUGCAGAGGGCAACUCGUUUGAAAUUACGGCUGCGGCGAUUAGUUCGACUGGUGGCCACAUGUCGGCACUGCUACCUGUCAAGGACUACCCCAGAAGCGAUGUCAAGACAAAGCUCACCCUGGGUUACACGGCACUGGGUGAACGGUACAACGAGAAACUGGAUGCUAAGCCAGAAGACUAUGAGUUUGGCGUCGAGUUUUGGAAACGGUCGUACGACUUGUUCGAGAGUGGAAAGAUAAAGACGCAUCCGGCUGAGGUAAGGAGUGGGCUGGCUGGUGUGCCCCAGGGCUUGCAGGAUUUGAAAGAUGGGAAGGUUUCGGGUGUGAAGUUGGUGUACAAGGUGGAUUAGUGUGGAAUAACUGCGCUUUUGUAAACGUUGUAGUUGAGGGUUGUAUGAUAGUUAUGCUUAGUUCUUGGGUUAGCUCGGUGCCUUCGCCUUGACCGUUGAGUUGAUAUUGCCCUUGACCUAUUUGUAGUAUCUAGGACGUGGAGGUGUUAAAUAGAGUAACUUCAAAUACUUCCAAUACCCACCAACCUGUUCCAGGC
This is a messenger RNA of Exserohilum turcica Et28A, 1250 nucleotides long. RefSeq lists its product as uncharacterized. The record is from RefSeq and is a predicted model, not a curated record. The coding region runs from base 25 to 1053 and encodes 342 amino acids. Lineage: Eukaryota; Fungi; Ascomycota; Dothideomycetes; Pleosporales; Pleosporaceae. The transcript is spliced from 2 exons. Gene Ontology annotation, molecular function: oxidoreductase activity, acting on NAD(P)H.